This is a messenger RNA of Closterium sp. Naga37s-1, 489 nucleotides long. NCBI's taxonomy places the organism in Eukaryota, Viridiplantae, Streptophyta, Zygnematophyceae, Desmidiales, Closteriaceae. The record is from the annotation of a GenBank genome assembly.
AUGAAGACUCAAGUGUUGAUCACCAUACUGUUGUGCCUCGCGCUGGCCCACGCCGCGCAAGCAUCAAGCAAUUUCGAGAAAUACGCCGUGCGCAACUCCGUCCGCAGCGGCAGCGCGCACCGACUGAGGUGGCGCAAGCUGACAGAGCUUCCCACUUGCGUCAACCAAACACUCUGCGGAUCACUCUGCGUUGACGUGUUGACCGACAUCAACAACUGUGGCGUGUGCUCCAACUUCUGCGACCUCACCCAAACCUGCUGCAACGGCACCUGCAUCAACCCCAACACCAACAACGCCCACUGCGGCGCGUGCGGUGCCCGGUGCCCAGGCACCUGUGCCGCGGGUGUGUGCAACUACGGCGGGGUGUCCUCCUCACCUGUGAACGGCCCCCUUGCCACUGGUGGCCCGGGCCCUGUCGUCCCCGCUACUGGUGGUCCCGCCGCUGGUGGUCCUGCUGUCCCUGGCGGAGGGAAUCCUGGGAAACCCUAA